GCUGUAGGAAUCGAGGCUUGGCCAUGGCUUUGCGGGUCACCCGGAAUGCAAAGGUGAAUUCAGAGAACAAAACCAAGCCUGCAAUGGCAGCUAGCAAGCGGGGGGUUGCUGCUGCCAAGCCUGGCUUGAGGCCUAGGACUGCUUUGGGAGACAUUGCCAACAAGGCGUGUGAACUGAAGGCCAAGGAUGCGGUGAAAAAGGAGAUACCAAAACCUGCAGUUGUGGAUAAAGUAACAACUCGAAAAGCCAUAAAGCCCACUGGAAAAGCAGCUGAGCCUGUGAAGGAAGAAAAGCCAAUCCCAGAACCUGUUAAGUUGGAGUCUCCAGCCGCAAGCCCAAUGGAGACUUCUGGUUGUGCACCAGCAGAGGACAUGCUGUGCCAAGCUUUCUCAGAUGUUCUUCUUGAAGUGAAAGAUGUAGAUACAGAUGAUGCUUCUGAUCCAAAUCUCUGCAGUGAAUAUGUGAAGGACAUCUACAACUACCUGAAAGUUCUUGAGGAUCAGCAGUCAGUGAGAGCGAACUACUUGGCAGGCCAGGAAAUUACUGGAAACAUGCGGGCCAUCCUAAUUGACUGGCUUGUGCAAGUCCAGAUUAAAUUCAAACUCUUGCAAGAGACCAUGUACAUGACCGUUGCCAUCAUUGAUCGUUUUCUGCAGAACAACAAAGUUGCGAAGAGGAUGCUGCAGCUGGUUGGUGUCACGGCCAUGUUCGUUGCCAGCAAAUAUGAAGAAAUGUUUCCUCCAGAAAUUGGAGACUUUGCCUUUGUGACAGAUCACACUUACAGCAACCUCCAGAUCAGACAAAUGGAGAUGAAGAUCCUAAGAUCGCUCGAUUUUAGCCUUGGCCGCCCUCUUCCACUGCACUUCCUAAGGAGGGCAUCAAAAAUUGGAGAGGCAGAUAUACAGCAACACACCCUGGCAAAAUAUCUGAUGGAACUCUCGUUGGUGGAUUAUGAAAUGGUACACUACCCUCCCUCUCAGAUCGCUGCUGCAGCCUUCUGCUUAUCUACUAAAGUUCUGGAUGAGGGGGAGUGGACGCCAACUCUGCAACACUACAUGUACUACUCAGAGAGUGCUCUUAUUCCUGUUAUGCAGCAUAUGGCAAAGAAUGUGAUGUUGGUAAACCGAGGCCUUACAAAGCAUAUGACGAUCAAGAACAAAUACGCCAGCAGCAAGAAUGCCAAGAUCAGCACUCUUCCAGCACUGAACUCUGCAAUCAUACAGGAUCUGGCUAAACCACUAUUGAAAUAAAUCUAAUUUAACUGUUGGACGAAGUUGACACUAUGUGUCACUAGUUUUGUGUGUGUAUAUAUAAAU
Elgaria multicarinata webbii is the source of this 1316-nucleotide messenger RNA. RefSeq names its product cyclin B1 (gene CCNB1). NCBI's taxonomy places the organism in Eukaryota, Metazoa, Chordata, Lepidosauria, Squamata, Anguidae. Bases 24 to 1250 code for a protein of 408 amino acids. Gene Ontology annotation, molecular function: cyclin-dependent protein serine/threonine kinase regulator activity. The record is from RefSeq and is a predicted model, not a curated record. Gene Ontology annotation, biological process: mitotic metaphase chromosome alignment; mitotic cell cycle phase transition; regulation of cyclin-dependent protein serine/threonine kinase activity. The transcript has 9 exons. Gene Ontology annotation, cellular component: mitochondrial matrix; cyclin B1-CDK1 complex; nucleus.